AUGAAUAAAUACUUGCACGAAUUCCAAUUACAAGUGAAUACGAAGCUACUGCCGACAAAAGCUCAAACUCCCAUACUUAAUGUAUUCAAAAAGAAAAACUUUACUAAAGUUGACCCCGAUCAAUCAGAGCCAGAACCAGAAUUUGAAUUUGAUAAUCCUACAAAAUCAAAGAUAAGUUGUAUAAGAUGUCGAAAGUUUAAGAAAAGAUGUUCUCGAGACUUUCCUGAAUGCACCAAUUGCGAAUCUUCUGAUGAGUUGUGUAAAUAUAUACCCAGGAAAGUAAGAUCUCCUACUGUACUUCCCAUAGACUCAAAGACAUACACUAUGAAGAGAAAUUCACCAGAACCAACAGGUUCUCCUAGAAAGAGACACUCACUACCGAAUCUUUCCAGUGUCUCAAUUGACAAGAAAAUAAUGCCUAACGACCUUAAUGCUAUAUUAAAUUAA
Spathaspora passalidarum NRRL Y-27907 is the source of this 447-nucleotide messenger RNA. Its product is annotated as Zn(II)2Cys6 transcription factor domain-containing protein. The coding region runs from base 1 to 447 and encodes 148 amino acids. Gene Ontology annotation, biological process: regulation of DNA-templated transcription. NCBI's taxonomy places the organism in Eukaryota, Fungi, Ascomycota, Pichiomycetes, Serinales, Debaryomycetaceae. The record is from RefSeq and is a predicted model, not a curated record. Gene Ontology annotation, molecular function: zinc ion binding; DNA-binding transcription factor activity, RNA polymerase II-specific. The transcript has a single exon.